UCGGCACAAGGGCAGGACCGCAUCCCGGAGCUGCCUGAAGCAGCUAGCUGUUUAUUCAGACUUUAAUCAUUCACUAUUUGGUUAAUACACCAAAAAAGAGGAUCUCGCAGCGUUGUUACAUGAGGUCAUUCUACUGCCUCAACUGGGAACCUGAGUCUGAAUCGGGAGGCAAGACGUCUGAAAGAGGCUGCCGACACCACCGGAGAAAGUGACGGACGGACGGAGCAUAAUCACUGGGAUUUUACAUCGCAUCGCCCAUCAAUUUAGGAUAUUUCUGGCAGCUGCUUUUGCCCAGCCUUGAUUUUCUUUUCAGGGUACGUCGACACAUAUUGCCUAGAUAACACACUAACAACUGCAUGAUAAAUUUCACACAAUAAGGUCGUCUACACUGAACAGGCGGAACACUUUAAACCCAUGCGUAACAGCGGUGGAUUUUGGAAUACUGCGUAGCAGUUCAACCAUCCAGUCUUUCGAUUGACAAUUGCAUUUUUAGAACAGCGCUAUUUGGAGAUAUCUACAAGCGAAAAGAAGAAACAACCAGGACCUCAUAGGCUACUUUGUUCCGGAGGCUAAACGUAGAAAAACCCGAAGCGCGCUUGGUGCGCAAUUCAUCCGAGGACGCUCCUAAAAUUUGCCGACCGGCGCUUUUGCCUUCAACAAAAAUUGGCAACCGAAUCGAGAAAAGAGCAAAGCUUAUUAACUUUGCAUGCUAGAGGCUAUAUUGUGGAAUCUAAUUCACUGGGUUCACGGUAUAUUUGCAUACCAUCGAAAGAGGAGGACAAACUUAAUCAACAUUUGACAUCGACAAAGCCGUUGCUGGAUUUGGAGAGCGGAAUGAAACCUUUUUAAUUUGGACCACAGAAGUACGAGGCAGAUUGCUCAGUGAUUGCUACAAUCUGCAUGGAGUUCUAGUCUGCACUACGAAGCAAUUUAUGGUUGGCCGCAGCGCACCCCCAGCUGUAGUACUGUGCCCACCUCGCCAUGCUGGCCUGUCUGCAGAGGAGGCAAAACCCUCCACCCCAGCACCCGGUGUGUGCCAGCAAGACCCUGGAGCCGCCACAAGCUCUUGGACGAAAAUGUGAGCUGGUGGUGCCCAUGCAUUCCCCCCGCUACCCCACUGUGGCAGAGCUUGAUGCCUAUGCUCAGAAGACAGCCAACAACCCUUUGUCCAUCAAGAUUUUCCCCACUAACAUCAGGGUUCCCCAGCACAAGCACCUUAACCGGACUGUGAAUGGAUAUGACACCACAGGCCAGCGCUAUAGCCCCUACCCACACCUCCACACUGGGGGCUACCAGGGCCUGCUAGCCAUUGUCAAGGCCUCGUCUUCUUCUUCAUCAUCAUCAUCAUCCUCCACCUUUGUCCCCUCAAAAGGUGUGCUUAAGAAUUCCGAAGGCAGACGGACUAAGCUCUCCCCAGCCCACAUAGCUGUAGCCCCAUAUCCACCUCCUAGUAGUAGCACUUUAGCCAAUGGCCACGGCCAAAUGGUAUACCACACCGGGCCCUCAAAGCCUCCUGAAGGCCCUGGACUGUCGGUGCCCCCUAAUGUCACUGUAGCUGGCUCAGUGAUUCCUGUCACGGGGGGCAGAGGCCUUGCCCUGCCCGCACAGUCCAACCUCCCCUCCAUCCAGAGCAUCAUUUACCAGAUCAACCAGCAUUGCCAGGCCCAAGCUCUACAGCAGGUUUGCCAAGGCGCUGCUGCCGCACCAUCGAAUCCCAGCCCCUCCAAGCAGGGCACAACUGUCAUGGGGGUCUCGUCUAGCUCCUCAGGAGGAGGCUACGUGGUCGGAAUGGGUCCCCAGGCUAACGUGGUUUAUACAGGGGCAGGGCUGCCGGCUCAGACCGCUGAAGCAGUGAAGACUGGAGUAUACCCAGACAGUAUGGACUACAUCCUUUGGCAGAAACAACAACAACAACAACAGCAGCAGCAGCAACAGCAACAACAACAGGCUGUGCUCCGCAUGUAUAGCGGAGGCAGCGGAGGAGGGGGAGCUAUCAGCAAGUCCCCUGAAACCUGUGUUCCAGGGGGAGGGAUUAUGGCUGCCCAAGUCUCCUCCUCUUCCUCGAGACCUUACCACCUGACAGCGAGUGCCAGUGGAGGAGGUGGCCUGGACAAAGUUAGCUCUUCCCCUUUGAACUGUGUGGGUAUGCAUGGAAAUUUCUCAGUGGGUCAGUACUUUGCCCCACCUUGGAACAGUGUCCUGGUGACCCCUGACAGUGACUGCUACAACCCCCAGGAGCUUCUGGGGACCUCCACAGGAGGGCCGGCCACAGGGCACAGAGAGAUGGGAUAUCCCCACCACCAUCACCAUUACCACCAUCACCACCAUCAUCAUCACCACCACCCGGCUAUAGACAGCGGGGGAGGCCUGUGCUGCAGCCUGCCCAGCAAGAGCCUGUGCAACACCUCUGUGCUGAGCAGCAGCUUGCAGUCUCUGGAGUACCUGAUCAACGACAUCCACCCUCCCUGCAUCAAGGAGCAGAUGCUGGGCAAAGGCUAUGAGACUGUGUCUGUGCCACGUCUGUUAGACCACCAGCAUGCACACAUUCGCCUCCCCGUUUACAGAUAGAGGGGAAAGAAGAGCAGGAAAAGAAUAAAUAAAUGUGGAAUUGUGAACAAAAUCAAAGUUAAAGAACAGAGGUGUUUCUUGGGUACAGAUUUGUUGAGAUUGGCACUGCUUUAACUAGUGUGAGAGCUGUGAGGGGAGCACUGUUCAUGCUGUGUGAACCUAGGUUCGGAGGUUUCGAGGCAGGCUGUGGGAAUCCCAGAGCUGAAAGGUGGGAGUGAUAACCAGUGGGAGAGAAAAGGGAUUUCAAGAUUCUCCAGAUGUUCCAUUGUGUGGUUUGCCAAUAGGAAUUUUGGAUUGAUUUUAUUUUUCUUCUGUUUUUGUUGUUUUACUUGCCUGAACUUUUUUGAUGAGAAUCAUAGCUUGACAUGAAGUGCAUACGCCACCUGUAUUCCCCUUCCAAAUACUAAAGAUGAAGCUACUGUGUAGGUUGUCACUGAAAAGGUCUCUAAGGGCCAAAGUUUAGGGCUGCUCUCAAAAUCCAAACCUCUGUAACAGUACACAACAAACAGAAAUACACAGAUGGAAUAAAAAUAUACACCUACAUACAGACACAUAUACAUAAACACACACACACACACACACACACACACACACACACACACACACACA
Myripristis murdjan (pinecone soldierfish) is the source of this 3177-nucleotide messenger RNA. RefSeq names its product family with sequence similarity 222 member Aa (gene fam222aa). The coding region runs from base 982 to 2568 and encodes 528 amino acids. The transcript is spliced from 3 exons. Lineage: Eukaryota; Metazoa; Chordata; Actinopteri; Holocentriformes; Holocentridae. The record is from RefSeq and is a predicted model, not a curated record.